This is a messenger RNA of Miniopterus natalensis, 8722 nucleotides long. Its product is annotated as filamin A-interacting protein 1-like. Lineage: Eukaryota; Metazoa; Chordata; Mammalia; Chiroptera; Miniopteridae. The record is from RefSeq and is a predicted model, not a curated record.
UAAAAUAAAAUAAAAAUAUUAUGAACUCUUCAUGCUUGACCAGAACAAAUAUUUAUAACUUUUCAUCCAUGACAAGUAUUUUAGUUCGGUUCUUCAGGGACUCCAUUCUAUUUUAGCUCCUGUAUAACAAUACUUCAAAGCUGUAAUUACACCCUCUAUAAUCAGCCCAUUCCCAGUGUAAUUAAGAGUGCCACAAAUUUAAAACUAUGAUCUUACUACUGAGGGAAAAAAGUGUGUGGAAGAGAAAGUUUAUGUUUUAUGUGAAGUGCCCUCCUGUUAUGCUGACAAAUUUAAAAUGUAGAAUAAAACAAAAUAAAAUACUACAAUAGAAUAAUUUUUAAGAGGGAAUCAUUGUGUUUCUGAUAAUAGAUGUUUUCCUCCAUCGUUUCUAGCAUCUAACUCUCAUCAAUAAGCUCUUUCCUGUCAAACCCUGCACUCUUCCCAUAUGUUAUAAAAACUCUAAACCCCUUCAGAAAAGUCUCAACUCCCCUUCAUUCAACUACCAUCCACUGUGGAUAUGAAGAUAUACGUGAAGUGAUUCCUGGUACAGUGUCAUGCUAAUAUAAACCAAGUUUUAAUCGGCAGAGAGUUCCAUCAGUGAACUGCAUAACUUCUAAGCAAUGUGAAUAAAAUUUUACCUUAACUACAAAUCAGGAAGUUGAGUACCAAACAUUAAUGUACAUGUAUGGUAACAGUUCAAGCAAACCAUUUGAUAAAUAUAAUAAUAACCACAUUAAUAAAAAAGAACAACAGUAAUAACGGGCACUUAUCAAAUGCUUACUAUAUUCCAACACUGUGGAAAUCUUAGAUGAAUUAUCUUUUAAUUUUCACAAAUGACCCCUCAGGUAAUACAAUUAUUGCCCUAUUUUUCAUAUGAGGAAACUGAAGCUCAGCGAUGUUAAAUUACUAUCCAGAUUAAUUAGCUGAUAAGAGCAGGGCCAGUCCUGAAGCCAGGUCCAACUGAAUCUCAAACUCAAACUUGAACCUGUUUAUACAGCCUUCAGGUGAGACUGCCUAUGGAUUAUAAACUACAUAAGCAAUUUAACCCAAAUAUUCUUGCCCUUACUCUUCUACUAAGGCUCCUGGUGAACAACUGUUACCAAUCAAUGAGGGGUCGGGGGUUUGGGGGCAGUGAAAGCAGAAAAGCAAGAUAACUAUCAAGAUUCUCCUCCCCCAUCAAAUUCAGGAAUUCCUUUCUGUAUUCUGUAAGAGCUGACUAAACACCAAUCUUUCUAAAUUACAUAAAUGUUUAAUCACAGCUGAUAAAUUACUAAAGCACCAAUCACAAAGUAGAAUGCACUCUUGUAUUUUUCAGAUUAAAGAAGCUGAUUGACCAAGAAACAGAAUCCCAGGAGAAGAAGGAGCAAGAAACGGAGAAGAGGGUCACCGCCCUGAAAGAGGAGUUGACUAAACUGAAGUCUUUUGCUUUGAUGGUGGUGGAUGAACAACAAAGGCUGACAGCACGGCUUGCCCUUCAAAGACAAAAAAUCCGAGACCUAAUCACAAGUACGAAGGAAACACGUGCUAAACUAGCCCUUGCUGAAGCCAGAGUUCAGGAAGAAGAGCAGAAGGCAACCAGACUAGAGAAAGAACUGCAAACGCAGACCACAAAGUUUCACCAGAACCAAGAAACAAUUAUGGCAAAGCUCACCAAUGAGGACAGUCAAAAUCGCCAGCUUCGACAAAAGCUGGCAGCACUCAGCCGGCAAAUUGAUGAGUUAGAAGAAACAAACAGAUCUUUACGAAAAGCAGAAGAGGAACUCCAAGAUAUAAAAGAAAAAAUCAACAAGGAAGAAUAUGGAAACUCUGGCAUCAUGGCUGAGGUGGAGGAGCUCAGGAAACGUGUGCUAGAAAUGGAAGGGAAGGAUGAAGAGCUCAUAAAAAUGGAGGAGCAAUGCAGAGAGCUCAAUAAAAGGCUUGAGAAAGAAACAUCACAGAGUAAAGACUUUAAACUCGAGGUUGAAAAACUCAACAAAAGAAUUAUGGCUCUGGAAAAAUUAGAAGAUGCUUUCAACAAAAGCAAACAAGAAUGUUACUCCCUGAAAUGCAACUUAGAAAAAGAAAGGAUGACCACAAAGCAGUUGUCUCAAGAACUGGAGAGUUUAAAAGUAAGGAUCAAAGAGCUAGAAGACAUUGAAAGUCGGCUGGAAAAGACAGAACUCACCCUAAAAGAAGAUUUAACUAAACUGAAAACAUUAACUGUGAUGCUGGUAGAUGAACGGAAAACAAUGAGUGAAAAAUUAAAGCAAACUGAAGAUAAGUUACAAGCUGCUUCUUCUCAGCUUCAAGUGGAGCAAAAUAAAGUGACAACAGUUACUGAGAAGUUAAUUGAGGAAACUAAGAGGGCACUGAAGUCCAAAACUGAUGUAGAAGAAAAAAUGUACAGUGUAACCAAGGAGAGAGAUGAUUUAAAAAACAAACUGAAAGCAGAAGAAGAGAAAGGAAAUGAUCUCCUGUCCAAAGUUAGUAUGUUGAAAAACAGGCUUCAAUCACUGGAAGCAAUGGAGAAAGAUUUCUUAAAAAACAAAUUAAAUCAAGAUUCUAAUAAGUCCACAGCAACAUUACACCAAGAAAACAAUAAGAUUAAAGAGCUCUCUCAAGAAGUAGAAAAACUGAGACUGAAAUUAAAGGAUAUGAAAGCCAUUGAGGAUGACCUCAUGAAAACAGAAGAUGAGUACGAGACUCUAGAACGAAGGUAUGCUAAUGAACGAGACAAAGCUCAAUUUUUAUCUGAAGAGCUGGAACAUGUUAAAAUGGAACUUGCCAAGUACCAGUUAGCAGAAAAGACAGAGUCCAGCCACGAACAAUGGCUUUUCAAAAGGCUUCAAGAAGAAGAAGCUAAAUCAGGGCACCUCUCAAGAGAAGUGGAGGCACUGAAAGAGAAAAUUCAUGAAUACAUGGCAACUGAGGACCUGAUAUGUCACCUCCAGGGAGACCAUUCAGUUCUGCAAAAGAAACUCAAUCAACAAGAAAACAGGAACAGAGAUUUAGGAAGAGAGAUUGAAAACCUCACUAAAGAGUUAGAGAGGUACCGGCAUUUCAGUAAGAGCCUACGGCCUAGUCUCAAUGGAAGAAAAAUUUCUGACCCUCAAGUAUUUUCGAAAGAAGUUCAAACAGAAGCAGUAGACAAUGAACCACCCGAUUACAAGAGUCUCAUUCCUCUGGAACGAGCAGUCAUCAACGGUCAGUUUUAUGAGGAGAAUGAGAACCAGGAUGAGGAUCCUAAUGAGGAGGAACCUAUGCUGUCCUUCAAAUGCAACUCAUCUACUCCCUGUCCUGUUAACAGGAAGCUAUGGAUUCCUUGGAUGAAAUCCAAGGAGGGCCAUCCUCAGAAUGGAAAAAUACAAACUAAACCCAAUGGCAACUUCGUACAAACUGGAGAUCUAGUCCUAAGCCACUCACCGGGGCAGCCACUUCACAUAAAGGUUACUCCUGACCACGUCCAAAACACAGCCACUCUUGAAAUUACAAGUCCGACCACAGACAGUCCUCACUCUUACACAAGUACUGCAGUGAUACCAAACUGUGGCACCCCUAAGCAAAGGAUAACCAUCCUCCAGAACGCUUCCAUAACACCAGUGAAAUCUAAAACCUCUGCUGAAGGCCUCGUGAAUUUAGAGCAGGGUAUGUCCCCAAUUACCAUGGCAACCUUUGCCAGAGCACAGACCCCAGAGUCCUGUGGUUCUAUAACUCCAGAAAGGACAAUGUCACCUAUUCAGGUUUUGGCUGUGACUGGUUCUGCUAGCUCUCCUGAGCAGGGACGCUCCCCAGAGCCAAUAGAAAUCAGUGCCAAGCACGCGAUUUUCAGAGUCUCCCCAGACCGGCAGUCAUCAUGGCAGUUUCAACGUUCAAACAGUAAUAGUUCAAGUGUGAUAACUACUGAGGAUAAUAAAAUCCACAUUCACUUAGGAAGUCCUUACAUGCAAGCUGUAGCCAGCCCCGUGAGACCUGCCAGCCCUUCAACACCACCGCAGGAUAACCGAACUCAAGGUUUAACUAAUGGGGCACUAAACAAAACGACCAAUAAAGUCACCAGCAGUAUUACUAUCACACCAACCGCCACACCUCUUCCUCGACAAUCACAAAUUACAAUCAAGGAGGUAUGCAAGCAGAGAAUCCCAACACGGAUCCCUAAACCAAAAUCUACAGGCAUCACUAAGCUUUCCCCUAAAGCUUCCCUAGGGCCAAUGGAUAAGCCCAUUCACCACACUGGCUAUGGGAAGCUACACAUCAUAAGGACUGUCACCUCCAACACUUUCCUCCACAUGGGAGGGAAAAGGUAAGUCAUGCCAAUGCACUGCCUGAAUAUAUUAACCUACAGAUAUACGUGAAAAGCUGAAAUUACCACUUUGGAAGGCCAAAGAGGACAAGCCAUCUCUCCAGGAAAGAAGAAGCGGCAAACUGACAGGUGGUUUAUUCGUAGGUUGCUGGACCUGGGGAAUGUCAUACUGAAAGAGCAGCACAUCUACAGUUAUUUUCACCUAUAUGUGUAAAUGCAUACACACACAAUCCCAGGUCCAGGGAUACCCCUGCAGAUCUUCACCCUACUUGUAAUCCAACCCAAAUUUGGGACUAUCAUUACCCUGGAAUAGGACUGAAUUCACUAGAACAGUUCAAAGGUAUUCUGGUGAAUACAGAAGUAAUCCUUCAUUCCCCAGAAUUUUAUUGAAUCAUAUUUUGCUAAGAAGAUGUGCUGAUGAGAAUUCCUAAUCUGCUUCAAGAAAGUAAUACUAUUUCCAUCAAAAUGACAGAGCAAUUAAAGUCAUAUUUAAGGUCUAAAACUAUGGCCUCUUUAUGAGCAGGAGGAAAAAAAGUGGUAAUUCUUAGCUUUGAGGAGGAAAAGAACAAAAAGAAAUGAGUAACAGCUGGACACGGGUACCCUUUGUGUGGCCUACCUGAUAAUUCCAGUACAAUGUGUGCACACUUUACUGCUGGUACUUAACCUGCUGUCCCAUGUUUCUAGUAGGUUUCCUCCUGUACAUACCAGGCCAUGGUAUCAUGUUGUAAGGCAAUCAUAGGCUUGCAAGGCAAACCAUUUUAGAUUGGUAUUGCUGCGAGAGUCAAAGUUCACUAAUAUUGAGAUAUUUUAGGGAGAUAUGAAUCAUUGUCCUGGGUGUUAAAAACACAUACACAAUUUAUUAUUUCAUAGGAUAUUCUUUAAUCAACAUCUUUUUCCUGAAUCAAUGCUAUAGAAAAAUCAGUUGAUUCAACAAAAACCUGGCAUCAGGAGACUCAAACUCCAACCCUAGUUUUUCACUCAUUCAACACUGAGCUUGGCAUUCAUUAGUUAAGGCCUUGAGUUUCUCAUACGUAAAACAGGAGAGCGGAACAAUUCUUCAUGUCUCUUCUAGUUCUGAUAAUCCAUGAGUAUAUCUAACUACAAAAUAUUGAAUUCAACUAGUCAUCCACAAGGCAGGACUCAGUCCCCUGGUUGGAAGCUAAGGUAAUUCUUUUUAUUACACUGAAAACUGUCUCACUGAAUCAAGAAAAAGAUGUGUCUAUAAUUCAGUGUGGACAGAGUAACACAAUGAUGUUUUAAGACAAGGCAGUUUUGACAUGAGAGACAGUUAUAUUUCAUAAAGUUUCAGUCAGAAAAAAAAUAUAAAGAGCAUGACCCAAUGUUCUCUGUGAUCCUGCACGGAGAAGGGAGGCAUGAUCCGGGAAGAAAUCCUCAUGGCUAAGGAACACUGCUUCAGCCAGCUGUUCCGAGAUGGAGCCAAUGGUGCAGGAGCAAAGAAAAUGCCAUUCUCCACACUCAUCUACCCAGUCAAGUCCACUUCAAUACAUUGAUGCCACCAGGCCCACUCCUAUUUCAAGGAGGAGAAGGACUGGGAGAAGGACUUGAGCUAUGCAAGCCAGAGAGAUGGAUGAUGCGCAGCAGCCCCAGGAGGCAAGUGCAGAGGGAGAAGGUGGGGAGCCAGGUGACUGAAGAGUCUGACGUGGAAAAGUCUAAGGUAAAGGAAAGCAGCAAGAAUAGUGGAAAGAAGUGGACUACAAAUGAAGGUGAUGAAGCUGUGACCAUAAAAAAGAGAAAAUUCAGAGGGAAGUGCAGGGCAGUAACAGGUGGAUAGUGCAACGGGAGAACACUCUGUAGGGAAGGAACUUAGUUAGCACUGUGUCUAACAUAAUCCUGUAAGGUUAAGUGAACAGAGGAAGAGUGAAUGAAGGAGAUAAGGGCUAUUCAAUCAAGACAUAAGUUAGAAAAUGUUCUAAGAGAAGGCAACGGUAUAUGAUAGGGUCAGGAAAAGCAGUUAUUCUGGGUAACAUUCCAUACUGAUAAUUAUACUGAUGGAAAGAAAAAACACUGGACCUCUUACAGUGGAAACCAAACAGACUGAAAAGAAGCAUAAAACAGAAAAAACAAGGACCAACAACAGUCCCAGAAAAUCAAAAUACCCUGGAAACAUUUACCUUGAAGAGGAACGCAAAAUAUGUUUUUUGUUGGAGAUUCCAAAAUUGUUUUCGUUUAUGUCAGGAGAUUCCCUAAAAUACACUUUCAUGGCAAAUUGGCCUAAGUUCAAGAGCAAGAAACAAAAAAGGUAGGAAAAUAGUGACAUUUCUAUGGCAAGCAGCAGAAAUCCACCCUUAAACAGCAAUACAGUUCUAAUCCCAUUAAAAGAAAACUCUUUAAACUAACAAAGUCUAUUUUAACAGGAUUACCAACCAAAACCAUACUUACUUUAAGCAAUGUAUAAUACAAUGAAAAAUGCAUAAACAUCUAAGAACUGGGAAUACUAUUUGGAGUUCAAUAAAAUGGUGUUGGACCUAUAGCCCAACUGAAAUAAAAAGAAUCCUGCCUCCUGAGCAUAGUCCCGUUUUCUGCCGAAAUGUAGCUCCUUUGAAGACCAAUGAAAAUAAAAGAAGCUGUCGUAAUAAUUCUAGAGUGACUUUAACUUUUAAAAAGGAAGAAGAUGAAAAUCCAAGUGAAUGAAAACAAAUCCAAUAUGUAACAAAAAUGUUAAUAACUUGAUUACUUUUAUGCUGGAGACUUUCCUCAGCCCUUCAUUUAUUUAACUUCAGUGAUUUCUGAACUGAUCUUGUAACUGUUUGAAAUAAAGUACAGGCACACAGAUGUGUUUUCUACAAAUUGAGAGCAAGAUCCUCCAACAGCAAAAAGAUUAUGACUCAUAUUUUUGCAAUACUUGCUUUUUUUGCGGUGGCCUGGAAUUGAACCUGCAAUAUCUCCGAGGUGUGCCUGAACGUGAUUUUAGCAGGAAUGUGACUGAUCUAAUAUAUGACUGAUAAUUAUGGACUGAGUAAUGGAAUAAUUAAUGUAAAACAACUCUUUCUGGGGUAUGUUUAAAUUUCUCCUUCUUCUGGGGACAUGAGACAUACAACUUGGGGUCCGACUCUGAGUCUGGGACACAAAUUCGGCCCACUGUCUGGUCCUUAAAAAGAAGAAAAUUUUGUGAGAUGUGAAAAUUACAUGAAAUUCUAAUUUUGCUGUUCAUAGAUAAAGUUCUACUGGAACAUAGCCACAAUUGUUUGUUAACAUAUUUAUUGUCUGUGAUUGCAUUUUUGCUAUAAUGGCAGAGUCAAGUAGUUGCAGCAGUAACCAUCUGGCCAGCAAAGCCUAAAAUACAUACUGUCUGGCUUUUACGAAAAAGGUUUGCUGACCUCUGCUCUAGUGUGAACUAGAUUAACAAGGAACUCAGGGAAAAGAGCUUACAAAAAACUUAAUUGAUUAGUAAAUACUAAUAAUUCAAUUAAGAAUUCUAUGAAAGCUGGUGAAAAUGGGGAAACUAUAUUUCAGGCUAUUUGUGAUAUAUUUAGUAAAAUGUUUAAUUCCAUGAAUGCACUAAACUGUUCAACUAAAGAACAUCAGAUAAAACAGGUCAAAGAAUCUGUGCCACAAAAUAAUGUGUUAUGAAUCUGAAGAAGGAAAUGGAAGUAUUUCUAGGCCUUCCAAAUGCCUGGUGUUUUUCAAGAGAUUCGUGGACACUUAGCAAAAUUACAGCAGUUCUACUACUUUAAUGUGAUUUGGAGAAAGAUGUGUAUAUUGUACCUUUAAGUGUUCAUAAUUGUUGUCAAGAACUUGUUUAAUCAUUUGCAAGAAUCAUGGAAACUGUAUAUGUUAUCUAACUCAAGGGGGUUUGCCACUUGGGGUGCUCUUUAUUCAAAAAUGAGAUAUGGUUGUCCCAAGGUAGUUUUAUUUACUUCCAGCAAGUCAAGAAAACAGGGUAUUCAUAUCCAAAGCUCUGUCUCCUUGAAGGGAGGCUUAGCCAUUGCUUAUAUACACUAUUUCAUCAAUUUUACAUAUUGAUUUCUUCUUUGCAGUUGGCUAUACUUAUCAGGUUGGGUGCCUGUCCAGCUCAUCCUAUUUACAGCCAGUCUGCAAAAUACUGUGCUACAUUUUAACAUUUAGCAAGAAUAGCACUUAGUAAGAAUGGCCAAGACUUUGAGACCCUUGUCUUAUUUAAUAUGUAAAGUAAAACUAGCCCAUGAAAGUGAUCUGUGGGUUCACAUGUUAUAGUCUUCAAGUUCAGAACAAUGACUAAUAAUAUAGAGCUCCCUCUCUCCAUUCUCCUUCAUCUCGCUUUUAAAAUUUUAUCCUGACCGUUUUUCCCCUGAAUAUGUGUCUUAAAAUAAUAUCAUCUGAAUUUUAAUUGAACCACAUCAAUGUAUAAGUCCCAUAAUGUAAGCAUAUUGUUUUUCCCCUUCUAUUUCCAAGUGUCUAAAAUAGGGCCAAGCGUGAAACUUCAAUAAAUUAUUCUGAAAACAA